UUCCACACCAUGCUCUCGUUUAUUGUAGACAAUGAAUCCAUAUUCUCUGCUCCCGAGAACCCGGCAAAGUAUGUUAGCUGGAUAUUUGGACUACCGGCCAUUAUCAUGUUUUUUCUGACCAUUCCCGAUUGCCGACGUAAGGGCUGCGGGCGGAACACUUACGCGGCAACGUUUUGCUUGGCAACCAUUUGGCUGGCUGGUUUAUCUUACAUUUUGGUUUGGAUGAUCACUAUCAUAGGUUAUACAAUACAUCUGUCUGACAACGUGAUGGGAUUUACCUUUCUGGCUUUUGGCACCAGUCUACCUGACCUAUUUGGAUCUAUAUAUGUUGCAAGGGAUGGAUAUGGUGAUAUGGCCGUUGCAAAUAUUAUUGGUAGUAAUAUCUUUGAGGUGCUAGUCUGUCUAGGAUUUCUGUGGUUUGUACGAAUAGCAACCAACAGCAAUUGGGAACCGAUCGAAAUCAGCAGUAACAGCCUUAUUCUUAUGUCUGCUGGCCUCUUUACUACUGUCAUCGUUAUAGUAGUAGCUCUCUGGUUGAAAGACUGGGUACUCGACAGAAAACUAGGUUUAUGGUCGUUAGCCACGUAUGUCAUUUUCAUGACAAUAGUGAUUCUAUACGAACAGGGCCUAUUGGGUUCAAUUGCAGAAUACCCGCUACCCACAUGUCAAGUCGUAUAGGAGUGUUUGUUCUUGUGUUAUGAACGAAUCGUAACAUGCACCAUUCGUCAAAGGAACAUGUAUGUAAGAGAUAUGCCUCAUAUGCAAUUAAUCGUAUCAUGGACCUAUACAUUUUAAAAUGGUUAUUUUAGCUCUGUGCUCGCAUACAGUUGAACAUUUAGGCAAUAAUAGUUUUAAAAGCCGAAAAGUUAAAAAAAAAGAAGAAUAUUUCUAAUUAUUGUGUUUUCUAAGAAACCUUUAUGUAAACCUGUUUAGACAUACACUCAGUGAAGGCGCCACGCCGCUAAGGGAAGGGAAUUUUUUACCAACUUUACUGAAUUCGACGUGAGCAGUUGCUUACCACGAUCAAUAUCAGCAAUGUGUUGAUAUAACCUUAUCUC
This is a messenger RNA of Anneissia japonica, 1058 nucleotides long. RefSeq names its product sodium/potassium/calcium exchanger 5-like. Gene Ontology annotation, biological process: intracellular calcium ion homeostasis; calcium ion transmembrane transport. NCBI's taxonomy places the organism in Eukaryota, Metazoa, Echinodermata, Crinoidea, Comatulida, Comatulidae. The transcript is spliced from 3 exons. Gene Ontology annotation, molecular function: calcium, potassium:sodium antiporter activity; calcium channel activity. Gene Ontology annotation, cellular component: membrane. The annotation marks the transcript as partial. The record is from RefSeq and is a predicted model, not a curated record.